Messenger RNA from Porites lobata, 6468 nucleotides. NCBI's taxonomy places the organism in Eukaryota, Metazoa, Cnidaria, Anthozoa, Scleractinia, Poritidae. The record is from the annotation of a GenBank genome assembly.
AGUAUUUGAAAAUCCAAAAUGGCGGCGUUUGGUGUCUGGGAAGUAAAGUUUCCUUCUUCCCGUGCUGUGUAUGACGAAGACGAUGAAGAAGACAACGACGAAUCUUCCGCGCUAGAAGAAUAUUCAAAGAAUCUAUCUUUUCUCAGGGCGGCUACAAAGAACUCUCAGAAGCCCAUUGUAAGCGAGUGCCCUUUGCUUAUUGUUGGUCUCGGAGAAGUAGCGACAACAUUUUUAGAAGCACAUUUCUUAUCCACGGGUAGUAAAAUAGUCGCUUGCAUUACCACCGAAGAGGAAAACGGCAUCGACUUUGAAAAGCUCUCUUCUACGUCGAAAUCACCCGAAUCUGUUUGUCUGUAUCAGUUAACCACAAGUGAUCAAGAUAAUUCAAUCAUUUGCCAGUGCACUACGCCUGUACCUGAAGAGAAAACAUUCCAUUGGACAGAAAAGGUAAGAGAAGCCCGAAACGAACAUUCACCAUCUGCCUGGGGAAGGAAGGGUGUGGUCAGUAUUGUACUAGGAUAAAUUUGGGGUGCACCUGUAGCCUUAUUAGCCUCCCACGCAGGCGUUUUUGGGGGAGCUCGUAUUUCUUCCCUCCCCACAAACGCCUGCUCAACUGAAGACAACAUUCCUUUCCCAAGCUUAGCCAAUCACAUUGUACUUUCCAAAUUCUGGAAAGUUGACCUUGACCGCAAGGUAAUCUGAUAAUUACUCGAUCUGCAUUAAACACUGGGAAAACUUUCUGACCUGCAAUAAAUGUUAGAUUCAGAGCGGCAAAAAUAAGAUUUAGUCAAAAUUCAGAAUACUCCGUGCACUGCAUAACCUUAUCGAAGGACAGAAAAGAGGGAAAACGGUAACUCUAGGGUCACAUUCAGUCGUGUUUAGCCUGUCAACACUUUAUUGCACAAUUGUUGAUUGGUCACUUACCACGCAAAUAAAACAAUGAGAAAGGAAUGUUGUUUUCCGUUGAGCAGGCGUUUGUGGGGAGGGAAGAAAUACAAGCUCCCCUAAAAACGCCUGCGUGGGAGGCUAUAGCCUUAUGGGCCGGAAGGGGGCAAGGGGGUUGGGGGUUGGGAACUACAAGGCUGUGCUGAUAAGGCAUAAUUCAAAACUUUAUAAAAUGAUCCCUUGAAAAAUCCCAUGGUGAAUUUAAGAGUGGAAACAAUGUAAUGCAGACCCCUCAACCCCAAAAGACCAAAAAACCUGGAGAUUUGGGGAAAAACCUGGAGAUUUUUAUCGACGACAUCAAAAAGAACUAAAUCAGGCAUAGGGAACACAUAAAAAUGAAAAUGGAUCUCUGAGAAUACGAUUAACAGGAUAUGAACCUUUUCAUUCUGUUUUGAACUUUGUCUUGAAUAUUCAUCCUUUUGAGCCAUUUUGACAAAUGUGGGCGAAAUGUACCUAAAUGUGACAAACUGGUAAUAACAACCUUAUUUGGCAUUUGUCUUCUAAAUAUGGUUUUGAGGUCCAUACCUUGUCAACAAGAUGAUCAAAUAUGACAAAUAUCCCUCAGAACUGUGGAUUUCUACAAAACUGACGCCUGCAAAUCAAUUUUACAGGCAAAAGUGAACAUAUUCAAAAAGUGUAUUCCAUCAGCUAGUGAAUCUGUUUACCGUGAGAUUUUUGUGCCUCAUCAUGAGACCGUGAGAUUGUCCUCAAAACCGUGAGACUUGAGAGGUCUGGUAAUGACUGGCAGCCAGUCGGGGAAUAUUAAAAUUUAAAACAACAGACAUUCAUUUACUUUUUUAUCUGUUCAAUAAAUAAAGAAUUAUGGAGCAUCUGACCGGUGUGCGGAAGGUCAUAGGUUCAAUUCCUGUUAGGGACUCAGAUUUUUUCUUUGUCCUAUGCUUGUGACAUGAUGAUCACAUCUUUUCUUAUAAUUUUACUUAUUAAUCUAAUAAUGGCUCAGUCAAUUCCAAGCAUGCCCAUCCCCUCCCAGGACAUUUUGUCAUUUUGUUUUGGAAAAGCUGCAAAUGCCCUGCGGUGGGGCCAGAUGUUCAUACAAAACCCCUCGGUGGGACUUAAAAAUAGGGUGCAAAUGCCCCACCCCAGGGCCCGGUUCCUUAAAAGCUGAUUAAGUUUAACCCAGGAUUAAGCCAAAUUUUAAGCAAGGUUUUCUUGUCUAAAAACAUGACCCAAGCUUUCAAAAAUACUGUUGAGUUUUCACUCUGAGAUACAGUAAUGAUAAAACAAAUUGUUACUCUAAGCAAUGCAUAGGAAGGUAAAUACAAAAAGUGCAACAAAAUUUUAAUCCUGGAUUAGCGCUAAUCGGCCUUUCAGGAACCGGGCCCAGGACAACACCAAAAUUGCAUUUUCCAUUAAAUAAGUUGCAAAUACCAUAUUUUUGGGAAGUUUGCAAUAAUCUGAUCAAACUCGCACGUGAAGCACCCUACUCAAAUAUUAUUGCUCCUAGCUGCCAGUUAUAAUCAUUGCAAAAAAGAUCACAUUGAUCUGAUUAAUCUCAAUGACAAAACUAUAAAUUAGAAUUUAAAUAAUACCUUUCUUAUUUUGAAGAUUUUUAAUAUAGUGAAUGAUUAACAAACAACCGACGCACUUUACAUGAGUAUUUUCUUGUCAUGAUAGAACCGCUGAUUUGUCACAUUCAUUGUACCAUACAUGAAGUUUGUAGAGAGAUGUGGACAUAUUUAACGACUAAAUUUUUUUUUGUUAGACUAGACCAGAGUCUAGUUCACUAGUCUAGCACUAGUUUGGUGCCUUUUGGAAUGGUUCUUCCCCUUUGCUUGCUCUAAGGAAAUGGCUUUUUUGGCAAGAAUUCACGUGCUUAAUUUACAUCAAAUAUAUCCAUUUUACAGUUAAUUCAAAACCUCAAGCCUUCCCGUGUUGUGAUCCUAACAUCAGCUCCAGUCUGUGAAUACCACACCAGAGAUCCUGGGAAUAUUACAUCUGAUUUUGUUAAGGUUUUAAAAACAAAAGUUUGGCAAGAACAGUUUUCACAGAAGGAAUGUUCUUAUCUGGAAACACCAAACAUUAUCAAGGGACAGGCAGCAUCAGGUCAGAUAUUCUUUUUUAAUUGUGGGAAAGUCUUUGCAGGAACCCCAGGGGGUGGUACUAAAGGAAUUUUGGGGUGUGGAUGUGUGGCUGCGACCCCAGAACCCUCAGCCUGUACCUGACCUAGCUCAGCUCAACUUUGCUAUUUAUCCUAUACUAGACCAAACUUCCGAAGUCCCCAGUACCUAUCCUUGAGCCACUAUUCUCUAAAACUACCGAUGCCAACGCUUUCUUUGGUAUUAAACUGAGUUGUGGUUAAUUUCUAAUUAGCUGAUUUCAUUUUUUUUAGUGUCAUUUCCCGGUUUCCCUAGUCUAGAUUAAAAUCUUCUAUCAGUUGAUCAUUUUCCUGGAAAAUGAUACCCUAUUCUAGACCCAAACUCUGUUUUCUAUAACCUAUCGCAGACUUGACUGCUUGAAAACCAUACCCUUCACAUACCUAUAUAGCCCACAUAUGGCAAGAGCUUAGUUGGUCCUUUGAAUUGUGAAAUGAAUAAGAUGUCACAAGCAGAAUUUUGUGGUCUGUUUUUGCCAUUCCUGUCUUGGUGGUGCAAAGAUUCUUGUUGUAGGAUUAAUGUAAAUUCUAGUAGCUACCAGUAUUGUUGUACCAUUAUAAAGAAGUCAACUCAAUGUUACAAAGUGACCCUUCAAGAGAAAAAAAACAUUGGUGCAACGUUUAUCAGAUUUUAUCUUGGUUUUAUGGAAAUAGUAAUAUGUUUGUGAUAAGAGCAAUCACCUUGUCGUGCAACUAUAUGAUUUUGUCAAGAAUUAUUUGGUCAAAUUUUCAGUUUGAAGUUAAGAGCUCACUGAAAUGAUGUGUCUUUAUACCACACUGAGAACACUAAACAUUUUGUUCUAGUUUUGCAGUACUGUCAGAUUCACAGUGUGGCAGCAGCUCUGUUUGUUUGUUAUACCGAGUCUUCACAUCUAGAUUCAAGGUCUGUGGAAGCUUUUAAGUUUCUUCUCAAGAUGUCUCCUCUGAAUUCUUUCCCUCAGGUAAAAUAGAAAUUUAUAUGAAAUUGUUUUAAUUCAGAGCUAGCCUGUUCCAGGCUCCGAGAUAGUCGUUCAGUAAAAAGAAAUGCGAAAAAUGCACGGGGGCUGGGGAGAGACCGCCACCGCCACCGCCCCCUUUCCCAAGUCGCGUGUCUUACUUUCGCUUUGCUCGUUUUAAUAUGUCCGCACUAUACUAUCCGAGAGCCUGGCACAGGCUAAUUCAGAGCACAAAGGUUAACUCCACUUAUUAGUUAGCUAGUUGUAGUGGAUGAAUCUUGGUUGGAAUCCUGGCUGAGUUAAACUUAAAAGUUUUAAUUCAGCCUGGCCAAACCAAGCACCAUACUCUAGUCUAGAUGGUGUAACCUUUUCACCAUACAGUAGCUGUUUUAAGAGGCUAUAACUUGGGUUGCCAUGUUAUUUGGCUUGAUAGACCAGUUUCAUCCAUAAGUAGAAUCUGUUCAUUUGACAUUUGCUGUUAGCCUAAAUUUCAGACGUCCCUUUGAGUGGCAUACUGCCGAAAGUAGGAUGCGACUCGAAAGUUUGCCAUAGAUGUGAUGAUAAACGACCUUGAGUGUUGCAGGGUUAUAAGCCACUGGCAUUCAAGAAUGCAAAUUUUUAGUGUUCUAAAAGUCCUGGUAACACAGUUUCUAGUCAUUGGUACAACCUUAAGGUAAUAGAGACAUUGGAGUGGCGCACGGCAAUCCAGUCAAAUCAAAGUUACAGGGCUCUUGAGUAGUUAGGUGGGAUACCACAAACUAUCGACCAAUAAAUAUCUAGAAAGUUUUUGAUGACAUUGGGUCAUAGGGAACUUACUGGCCCUUUGAUUAGUCAGUGUUGGAAGUAUCUCUUUUAUUUUCCUACUUCCUCCUAAAUGAAGCUUUCUCUAGAGAUGACCAGCAGAAGGAGAAAAAUGACAAUAAACUUAAGCCUUAACAACAGCUUUCAUAUUUGGAUGUUUUCUAUUAUAGAUGACUUAGUCUGAUCUUAGAAUAUUUUUUUCUGUUUGCAGGCCUCCUGUGAAGAAGUGAGGAAAGUUCUUAAGUCAUUACGUUCUGGGAAAUUAAUAGAAUUGAACAUGUACAUGUAGAUCAGUUGUAAUCACCGCUGGUAGUACUUUACAACAAGAUAACACCAAGCAGUGAACGUUUACCAUUUCAACCUCAUGUCGACAUACAGAUUCUCAAUAUAGUUUUGUUUUUUGACAGGUGGUUUCGGUUAAGAAAACUUCGACUAAAAGAAGUUCACUCCGCUGAUUUAUCACAGGGUUUGCGUUUAAAAAUGAAACCCCCGGGGGGGGGGGACUUUAGGAAUUUCUGGAUGGGGAUGUGCCGCUGGGACCCUGGAACCCUUAACCUAUACCAGAGCUAGUUCAGCUAAAUUUUGCUACCCUAUACUAGAGUAAACUCUCUAAAUCUUCCCUAUCCUAGAGUAGCUGUUUCCCUAGUCUAGAUAAAAUUUUCAACCAACUGAUCACUCCGCCAGUUUUCUGAAAAAUGAUACCCUAUUCUAGACCCAAAUGUUGUGAUUUAUAUACCCUAUCCUAGAGUAAACUGCUUGAAAACCAUACCCUUCACAGCGGCACAUACUUAUAUAGCCUAUAUAUGGCAUCACCCCUCCCCCACCCCGGGGUUGAAAACCCAUCAACACCGUAACUGAACAUGUACACUCGCUUAUAAAAGGGAAUUUUAAAAGAUGCCACGACGGCGACGGCAACGAGACUGUCAAAAAGGUUGAAUAGGUAAAACAACAACUUUGCACGUGCAUCACUCUAUCUUGUACAUUUCUUUGCCGUCACUGCAAGACUACGUCGUAAAAAUCCUAAUUUCACGUUUUGUAGAGGACGUAAACAAGCGAUGACAAAAUUUUCUUUUUCUUUCUGAACUUGGAUAUGGUUGUUAGGAAUUCAGCUCUAGAAGAGUUCGUUUGCAUUUGACAAAGUAAGCGAGUUGAAAUAAUCACGAUAGAGUUUAAAAACACUCGCAUUCGCUUUUCAAGCGACGUUUUCGUGGCCGUCAGCGUCGUCGUAUCUUGUCUGUAAAGAACACAGUUGAGUAGCGAGUGGAAGCAAGCAAACAACAGCAUUGGGACCAACGCCCAUAACAACAACUUGUCUUCUUUGACUGGGUUAGUACCAACCGUAGGAAUAGCCGAAUAGGACCGGAGACAGACUGGAGCAGGAGUUCAUUUAUAAGCCCAUGUGACGGCGGUUUCAUUCAAAGCACUGUUAAGACAUGCUUCAGACUAGGAUUGAAUCCGUUCGCCAAAGGCUUCGUUCACAGACUGGGUAUCUGGCGGAAUUGUUUUUGCGUGCGCGUGAGAGCUGAAGGCGCGCGAAAAUUGUAAAGCGUCUCCUCGCUAUUCUGUACGCGGCUUAGCCUGCAUGACAGGCGCUUUAUGGGCCAAGCGAGGCAAACGGUAAUAAGGUGCUAAAUGAAUAAUAAUAAUAAUCACAGAUUAUAAAAUAAAGCGCGG